CAUUGCACCUCUACUCAUCAGGCUUCAAAGCACACUAUCUUGUUUCUCUCUCUUCUUUAGGAAGACAUCAUCUCUACUCAUAUAAUUCUCUCCUCUUAUCGUACCAGAAAAUUGCUCAUAAUUCUCACAAAGCUAGUCAUCCCACAUCUUCUUUAAUUUCGGAAGCUGCUGUUAUAGUUUUAUUUUCAAUAACGUAACCCCCCGACCCCGAGAGCAGACACAUAAAGCAAAAAUGGAAGAUCUGGGGUUGAGCCUCAGCUUAAGCUUUCCAGAGAACAGGAUAGUUACUCCCGUGCACCUCAAUCUCAUUCGCAAAACCUCUUGGACUGAUUCAUUUCCUUCCUCAGAUCGGAACUCGGAGACAUGCAGAGUGGAGACGAGGACUUUUCUAAAGGGAAUCGACGUGAACCGGCUGCCGGCAACGGCGGAUGCAGAGGAAGAAGCCGGCGUAUCGUCUCCGAACAGCACAAUUUCAAGCGUGAGUGGCAAUAAGCGAAAUGACAGAGAACCAAACUGUGACGAGCAUGAAAUGGAAAGGGCUUGCUCUAGAGGCAUCAGCGACGAAGAGGACGGAGAAACUUGUAGAAAAAAACUCCGUUUAACUAAGGAACAGUCGGCCGUUCUUGAAGAUAACUUCAAAGAGCACAGCACCCUCAAUCCUAAGCAAAAGUUGGCUUUGGCAAAGAGACUGGGAUUGAGGGCACGGCAAGUGGAAGUGUGGUUCCAGAAUAGGAGAGCUAGGACAAAGCUGAAGCAAACUGAAGUAGAUUGUGAAUUCUUGAAGAGGUGUGUUGAGAAUCUGACAGAAGAAAACAGGAGAUUACAGAAAGAGGUUCAAGAGCUACGGGCACUAAAGCUUUCACCUCAAUUCUACAUGCAAAUGACCCCUCCCACCACCCUCACCAUGUGCCCUUCAUGUGAGCGUGUUGCAUCGGGUCCCACAAGUACACCUGUCAAUCUUCGUGUGGGUCCACCUCAGCAACAACCUAUGCCCUUAAAUCUGUGGGCCACCACUCCUAUCUCACAAGGGCAAUUUGGUCAGAUGGACUCUUAUCCUACGCUUGCAAGACAAAAGUGACAAUGACAAACUGUAAUAUGAGUAACCAUAAUGUGUAGGGAGGAAUAAUGGUUUUAAGAUAAGGUUGUUGGGCAUGUGGGGGAUUUGGUGGGUCUAGAAAAUCUCUUUGCUUUUAUUGUAGACCCUCCAUUUUUUUUUUUGACUAAUUAAUUAGGGUUAGUCAUUUUACCUAUCUUCCCCGUUUCAAGAUCAUUAGUGGGGACUGGACAAGAGAACUUUUUUGUUUGUAAAGUAAUGCAAUGAUACCAACAACAACAAAAAAAAGAGUUUGUUCAUUUGUUUCUUGAUU
Messenger RNA from Nicotiana attenuata, 1367 nucleotides. RefSeq names its product homeobox-leucine zipper protein HAT4-like. Gene Ontology annotation, molecular function: DNA-binding transcription factor activity, RNA polymerase II-specific; sequence-specific DNA binding. Gene Ontology annotation, biological process: regulation of DNA-templated transcription. Bases 233 to 1078 code for a protein of 281 amino acids. Lineage: Eukaryota; Viridiplantae; Streptophyta; Magnoliopsida; Solanales; Solanaceae. Gene Ontology annotation, cellular component: nucleus. The transcript has 4 exons. The record is from RefSeq and is a predicted model, not a curated record.